UGUAUGCACUUGCUGGUGGUAGCUGAAGCAGCAAGUAUGUUAAUGAGAGAUCUGAGAGAGUUCAGGUGAAUGGUGAGCAGCUCAAGGUGAAUCGAAGGGCCGACCUUGAUACUUGAGGAUGAUCUGUGAUGCACUUGUAAAGCAUUGAAGCCUCCUUCCCAGACCUAGAAACUUAGAGAAGAAAGUUAUAUACCAGGAGGUAGGAAGACUGAUUAAUUUGCUAGUGAGUUUGAGAGCACUGAGAUUUUCAUAUUUUUCUAUUCAGAGAGAAACACCAUGGCAGAGGUUUUCUGGACCUUCUUCUGCAACAGUUCCGAAUGUUCGACUGAGUCUGGAGCUGAUUGCACUUCGGGUUUUUUAUCCGUUAUCGAUCCAAAUUCAUGCAUCAACAAUAUUUUGGUCAUUGCAGUUGACAUCUUGCUUCUGUUUAUAUUGUUAUGUUUCUUCAUAUAUAGAUUGUCAUCAAAUAAAAUAGCACCAUCUCAGUCUCACACCAUCUCUGCAUUGUCAAUUGUCUCAGCCAGCCUUAAUUCCGGUUUGGCUUUUACCUGCUUGGGGUUUGGGAUAUGGACAAUCGUCGACAAAGUAAAUACCGAUCAGUCUGUUUUACCUCUCCAUGGAUGGCUAGUUUUGUUCUUUCAAGGGUUCACAUGGUUCCUUCUGAGUUUAACCAUAACCCUGAAAAAACCACUCUCUCCACAAAUUGUCAUCACGAAAUUUGUUUCGAUUCUUGCCUUCUUGUUAGCUGCUUUUUUUUGCAGUUCAUCGAUUUGGGAAGCUGUUGUGGAUGAGGCAGUGUCAUUUCAGAUUGUUGUAAACAUUUUAUAUUUCCCCGGAUCGAUUCUCUUUCUCUUUAGUGCAUUUCAAGGAAGCAGUAAUGUAAAACUUGAUACAGAAAUCCAUGAUGAUGCUUUCUACACACCUUUGCAAGGGGAUGAAUCGGAUGUCAGAGGUGAAAUCAGUUCAAAUGACAACGUAACCCCUUUUGCAGAAGCAGGGUUAUUCAGUACAUUGUCAUUUUGGUGGCUGAAUCCACUGAUGAAGAAAGGCAAGAAAAAGCUUCUUGAGAAUGAAGAUAUUCCACAACUGCGAGAGGCUGAUCGAGCAAGAACGUGCUACUCAAUAUUUAUGGAGCAACUGGACAAAAGGAAGAAGCAGAGUUGCUCAUCAGAUAACUCUUCUAUUUUGUCCAUAAUUUUUUUAUGCCAGAGGAAAGCUAUUUUGAUAACAGGGUUCUUUGCAUUGAUCAAGGUUCUAACCCUGAGUAGCGGCCCACUGUUUCUCAUGGCCUUCAUUGACGUUGCUGAAGGCAAUGCAGCUUUUAAAUAUGAGGGUUAUGCACUUACUCUAGGUCUCUUCAUCUCAAAAAUCUUGGAGUCACUAUCAGAGAGGCAAUGGAACUUUAGAACAAGGUUGAUUGGGCUUCAAGUAAGAUCAGUGGUCUCUGCUGCAAUUUAUCAGAAGCAACUAAGACUCUCAAAUUCUGCCAAGAUGACUCACUCUCCUGGUGAGAUAGUGAAUCAUGUAGCGGUGGAUGCUUACAAAGUUGGGGAAUUUCCAUACUGGUUUCAUCAGAUAUGGUCCACAAGCCUUCAGAUGUGUCUUGCAUUACUUAUUGUUUACUUCUGUGUCGGGCUGGCAAUUGUUGCAGCCCUCAUUGUACUUAUAUUGACUAUGGUGGCAAGCUUUCCGUUGGCAAAGUUGCAGCACAAGUACCAAACAAAGCUCAUGGCAGCACAAAAUAGGAGGCUGAAGACCAGUACCGAAGCGCUUUCAAAUAUGAAGAUCUUGAAGCUGUAUUCUUGGGAGGCAAAUUUCAAGAAUGUUAUCGAAGGGUUAAGAAGAGAAGAAUUGAAAUGGUUAGCUCAAGUGAUGUUUCAAAAGGGGUAUUAUAAUGUUCUAUUCUGGGCAUCUCCUCUUUUGGUCACCACAGUUACUUUUUGGACAUGCUACUUCCUCGGAUAUACACUUUCUUCAAGUAAUGUUUUCACACUUCUGGCAACAUUGCGGAUUGUUCAGGAGCCAAUUAGGCUGUUCCCAGAUGUUUUUGGAGCAUUUAUUGAAGCAAAGGUUUCAUUAUCUCUGAUUGUAAAGUUCCUUGAUGAACCAGAGUUGGAGAACAGACAUACAAAAGAUAGCAGUGGCAAAGAGGUUGAGCGUUCCAUUUUAUGUAGAUGUUCAGAAAUUUCAUGGUAUACUAGUGCUACAAAGGCUACAUUAAGGAACAUAAAUUUGGUGGUGAAACCGGGGGAAAAAGUAGCAAUUUGUGGAGAGGUUGGCUCUGGUAAAUCAACCCUGUUAGCUGCAAUUCUCGGAGAAGUUCCACGCAUUGGUGGUGUUGUUCAAGUCUACGGGAAGAUGGCAUAUGUUUCUCAGUCUGCAUGGAUCCAAACCGGAACUAUACAAGAAAAUAUUCUGUUUGGUUCUGCCAUGGACAAUGUUAGAUACCAAGAAACAGUUAGCAAGUGUUCUUUAGUGAAGGACCUUGAGAUGCUUCCAUUCCGCGAUCUCACUCAGAUAGGAGAAAGAGGUGUCAAUCUAAGUGGUGGGCAGAAGCAGCGCAUUCAACUUGCACGUGCACUCUAUCAAAAUGCUGAUGUCUACCUCUUGGAUGACCCUUUCAGUGCAGUUGAUGCCCAUACAGCGACAAGUCUAUUCAAUGAAUAUGUCAUGGGAGCUCUAGCGGAGAAGACAGUUUUGCUUGUGACACACCAAGUCGACUUCCUUCCAGCUUUUAAUUCGAUAUUGUUGAUGAGUUCAGGGAAAAUUUUAAGAGCAGCUCCAUAUGAAGAGUUGCUGGCUUCUUGUCCAGAGUUCCAAGACCUCAUUAAUGCACACAAUGACACUGCUGGUUCUAGAAGCCAAGUUGAAUAUGCUUCUACCAGAAAACAUAAAUUACCUAGGGAGGAGAUUGAGAAAUUUACCACCGAAUUACCAUAUGAAGAAUCUUCAGGAGAUCAAUUGAUUAAGCAAGAAGAGAGAGAAACAGGAGAUACUGGUUUCCAGCCAUACAUCCAGUAUUUGAAGCCGAGCAGGGGAUUUUUCCAUUUCUCCAUGGCCAUUGGUUUCCACUCCAUUUUCAUACUUGGGCAACUAGCUCAAGUUUUUUGGUUGGCUUUAAAGCUGCAGGAUUAUAGCGUGUCAAGAGCAAAACUCUUCGCUGUUUAUUCUGUGAUCAUGUGUCUAAUGAUACUUGCUUUGGUCAUUCGAACUUUCUAUCUGGUCUACUUGGGAUGUGGGGCUUCAAACUCCAUUUUUCAAACCCUGCUGAACUCUCUUUUCCGAGCACCAAUGUUGUUUUAUGACUCGACACCUUUGGGCAGGAUACUUAGUCGAGUAUCCACUGAUAUGAGUAUCAUUGAUCUUGAAGUACCUUUCAAGCUGAUUAUUGCAAUUUCGGGAAUUCUGAACACAUAUAGCAUAUUUUUAGUAUUGGUUUUCCGUACUUGGCCCGUUGUGUUUCUGAUUAUUCCCACAAUUUAUAUUACAAUAUUUUUACAGAAUUACUACUUUGCUUCGGCCAAAGAGUUGAUGCAAAUGAAUGGCACAACUAAGUCUGCCCUUGCAAGCCACCUUGCUGAAUCUAUCGCUGGAGCCUUGACAAUCCGAGCUUUUGGACAGGAGGAUCGGUUCUUGUCAACAAAUUUGAAACUUAUUGAUGCAAAUGCUGCUACUGACUUCAAUGGAUUUUCUGCAAAUGAGUGGUUGAUAGGAAGGCUUGAGCUCGUUUGCGCUAUCAUUCUUUCAGCCUCAGCACUUGCCAUUACUUUGAUUCAGUUUGACACUUCUUCCUCUGGAUUUGUUGGCAUGGUACUAUCCUAUGGUCUUUCAUUGAAUGUAUUCGUCGUAAUUGCUGUCCAAUUUCAGUGCAUGCUUGCAAAUUCAAUCAUAUCUGUUGAAAGGGUGGAACAAUACAUGCAUAUUCCUAGUGAAGCUCCGGAAGUAAUAGAAGAGAACCGACCUAUGUGCAAUUGGCCUACUGUUGGCAAGGUAGAAAUACAUGAUCUAAAGGUAAGAUAUAGGCCAAAUGCCCCGCUAGUUCUUCGUGGGAUAAAUUGCACAAUUGAAGGAGGCGACAAAAUUGGUAUUGUUGGCCGGACUGGAAGUGGGAAGACUACUCUUAUUAGCAUUUUGUUUCGUCUGGUAGAGCCUACAGAAGGAAAGGUCAUAGUGGAUGACUAUGACAUUUGCACAAUUGGACUUCAUGAUUUAAGAUCACGUUUUGGGAUCAUACCACAAGAUCCAACUCUGUUCAGUGGAUCUGUGAGAUUCAAUUUAGACCCCUUAUCAGAGUAUACCGAUCAUCAAAUAUGGGAAGUUCUUGAGAAAUGUCAGUUGCGAGAGGCCGUUCAAGAAAAGGAAGACGGCCUUGAUUCUUCAGUUGUACAAGAUGGAACAAACUGGAGCAUGGGACAACGACAACUAUUCUGUUUGGGACGUGCUUUGUUGAAGAGGAGCCGAAUACUGGUGCUCGAUGAAGCCACUGCAUCAAUGGACAAUACAACAGACGCUAUUCUGCAGAAAACUAUUAGAACAGAAUUUGCAUACUGCACUGUAAUAACCGUGGCUCAUAGGAUACCAACCGUGAUGGACUGUACAAAAGUGCUUGCUAUUAGUGAUGGGAGAGUGGUGGAGUAUGAUGAGCCAAAGAAGCUGAUGAGGAAUGAGGGCUCACUAUUUGGGCAGCUAGUCAAGGAAUAUUGGUCUCGUGCUGGUGCUGCUAAUGCCGGCAUCCACUCAGAAGAUAGAAUCAAUUAAACUGAAAUAUCAUUUUUCAUUAGCAUCAUGCCAUUGUUGGAUUUUUGGAUUGCCGAGCCGCCCCACUUUAACGACACCAACAUUAUCCACAACUUUAUCACAUGCCCAAUCCUUUAGGUGUGGGAUUUUACCACAAAAGGCCUUGAUAUUAGUUAGAGUAGGGUAAUCUUAUUUAAACCCAUUGUGGAUCCCCACCAAUGUGGGAUUCUUAACACUCACCCUCACGUGUAACCUCAUUUAGUGGUUCACACAUGGAGAUUCACAUCGGUAAUUCAAACUUAGAGGUCGGCUCACAUUGGGCC
This is a messenger RNA of Pyrus x bretschneideri (Chinese white pear), 5060 nucleotides long. RefSeq names its product ABC transporter C family member 10-like. Gene Ontology annotation, biological process: transmembrane transport. Gene Ontology annotation, molecular function: ABC-type transporter activity; ATP binding; ATP hydrolysis activity. Gene Ontology annotation, cellular component: plant-type vacuole; vacuolar membrane. The record is from RefSeq and is a predicted model, not a curated record. Lineage: Eukaryota; Viridiplantae; Streptophyta; Magnoliopsida; Rosales; Rosaceae. The transcript has 12 exons. The coding region runs from base 277 to 4758 and encodes 1493 amino acids.